This is a messenger RNA of Daucus carota subsp. sativus, 1189 nucleotides long. RefSeq names its product 14-3-3-like protein B. The record is from RefSeq and is a predicted model, not a curated record. Bases 125 to 910 code for a protein of 261 amino acids. Gene Ontology annotation, biological process: signal transduction; intracellular protein localization. Gene Ontology annotation, cellular component: cytoplasm. Lineage: Eukaryota; Viridiplantae; Streptophyta; Magnoliopsida; Apiales; Apiaceae. The transcript is spliced from 4 exons.
GUGGACCUUGGAUAUAUAUUUGUGGGAUACCAUUUACUCUUUCCAUUUACAAAAACUGUAGUUUCUUCUCCACCCCCAAAUCGAAAAAGCAGAUCAGAUCUAAACCAAACAAACCCUAAUCUCAAUGGCCACACGCGAAGAGAACGUCUACAUGGCCAAGCUCGCCGAACAAGCCGAGCGCUACGAAGAAAUGGUCGAAUUCAUGGAGAAAGUCUCCGACACCGUCACCGACUCCGACGAGCUCUCCGUCGAGGAGCGCAACCUCCUCUCCGUCGCCUAUAAGAACGUCAUCGGCGCUCGCCGUGCUUCGUGGCGCAUCAUUUCGUCGAUCGAGCAGAAGGAGGAGUCUCGUGGCAAUGCCGAUCAUGUGGCGACGAUCAAGGAGUAUCGGGCGAAGAUCGAGGCCGAGCUUUCCAAGAUCUGUGAUGGAAUUUUGAAGCUUUUGGAUGCUAAGUUGAUUCCGGCUGCCAGUGCCGGGGACUCCAAGGUGUUUUAUUUGAAGAUGAAGGGGGAUUAUCAUAGGUAUAUGGCGGAGUUUAAGGUUGCUGAUGAGAGGAAGGAGGCUGCGGAGAAUACGCUUAGUGCGUAUAAGGCUGCUCAGGAUAUAGCAAACUCUGAGUUGGCUUCUACACAUCCAAUUAGACUUGGACUGGCUCUUAACUUCUCUGUUUUCUACUAUGAAAUUCUGAAUUCACCUGACCGAGCAUGCAACCUUGCAAAACAGGCUUUUGAUGAAGCCAUCGCAGAACUAGAUACACUGGGAGAGGAUUCUUACAAGGAUAGCACUCUGAUAAUGCAACUUCUUCGAGACAAUCUGACUUUGUGGACUUCAGAUAUGCAGGAUGAUGCCGGAGAAGAGAUCAAAGAAUCCGCCAAGAACGAGGAUGAGCCACAGGCUCAGGCGCAGUGAAGCGUAUUGUAUUAGCAAAGUUAUCAUGCUUCAUCUUUUGCUGUUUUUAAUUGAAGAAGUUGCUUGAUCCCUUUCACCAAUUUGUUAUUGGGCUCUCCCAGGGAUUUAUGAACCCUUUUAGAUGAAAGCAAUUUCUACUAGGUUUUUAUUUUAAUCUUCAAAGAUUAUUCGCCACCUGUGAUUGUUGUUUUGGUGGUUUUAUCAUGUUGACAACCUUAAAUUGCUUGCUUAUAAUAAUUCUGCAAUGAGCAAAGACUUUCUUGCUUUUGGAUUAUCAAA